Acanthochromis polyacanthus (spiny chromis) is the source of this 4838-nucleotide messenger RNA. It is a transcript of the gene acadl, whose product is annotated as acyl-CoA dehydrogenase long chain. The record is from RefSeq and is a predicted model, not a curated record. Gene Ontology annotation, biological process: fatty acid beta-oxidation using acyl-CoA dehydrogenase; long-chain fatty acid catabolic process; carnitine metabolic process, CoA-linked. The transcript is spliced from 11 exons. The coding region runs from base 82 to 1410 and encodes 442 amino acids. Gene Ontology annotation, cellular component: mitochondrion. Lineage: Eukaryota; Metazoa; Chordata; Actinopteri; Pomacentridae. Gene Ontology annotation, molecular function: flavin adenine dinucleotide binding; long-chain fatty acyl-CoA dehydrogenase activity.
AUGCUACGACGCUAAUAGACGAUCUUUGCUCUGUCAACAUAUAGGAGGUAUCUCGUCUGAGUUCGUCGCUUUUUGAACAAGAUGUUGGUGAAAAGAAUUGUUAAACCUUGUCUUCUUGGACUGAGAAAUGUCUCCGGACGAGAACAGCCUCUCUCUGUGGCUGUUGCAAGAUUACAGCACAGUCAGGCUGAGCAGACUCAACCCAACCGGAGAUCAAUCCGGCCGGAGACCUCCAGCGCCAAGAACCUGAUGGACAUCGGCACUCGUCGGAUCUUCAACGAGGACCACGACAUGUUCAGACAGAGUGUCCGGCGCUUUUAUCAAGAGGAAGUGGUUCCGCACCACAAAGAGUGGGAGAAGGCGGGUCAGGUGAGCAGGGAGGUGUGGGAGAAGGCUGGUGAGCAAGGUCUGCUGGGACUUAUGGUACCAGAGGAGCAUGGUGGCAUCGGAGGAGACCUGUUUUCUGCGGCAAUCACAUGGGAGGAGCAAUCGUAUUCCAACUGCUCAGGCCCUGGUUUCUCGUUGCACUCCGACAUUGUGAUGCCGUAUAUUAUCAACUAUGGUAGCAAGAAACAGAUUGAUCGCUUCAUUCCUCAAAUGAUUGCUGGGAAAUGCAUUUCUGCCAUUGCCAUGACAGAGCCAGGAGCAGGCAGUGAUCUACAGGGUGUGAGGACGUAUGCCAAGAGGGAUGGCAGUGACUGGAUCCUGAACGGCAACAAGGUGUUUAUCACAAACGGCUGGAUGUCUGAUCUGGUGGUGGUCGUGACUGUGACCAACCGGGAGGCGAAGACGGCGGCACAUGGCAUCAGUCUGUUCCUGGUGGAGGAUGGCAUGAAGGGCUUCCAAAAAGGACGCAAGCUGGAGAAGAUUGGUCUGAAGGCCCAGGACACAGCUGAGCUGUUUUUUGAGGAUGUGCGUCUCCCAGCUGAUGCCCUCUUGGGGGAACCGAACAAAGGUUUCUACUACCUGAUGAAUGAACUGCCUCAGGAGCGCCUAAUUGUUGCCAACAUGGCUAUAUCGAGCUGUGAGUUCAUGUUUGAGGAAACAAGAAACUACGUGUUGCAGCGGAAGGCUUUUGGCAAGACAAUCGCACACCUACAGACUGUGCAACACAAGCUGGCGGAGCUGAAGACUGAGAUCUGUGUGGGCCGAGCCUUCUUAGAUAACUGCCUUCAGCUUCAUGCUGAGAAACGCCUUGAUUCCCCCACAGCCUCCAUGGCCAAGUUUUGGGCGUCAGACCUCCAGAACAGGGUGGCUACUCAGUGCCUGCAGCUCCACGGAGGCUGGGGCUACAUGUGGGAAUACCCCAUCGCCAAGGCGUUUGUGGACGCCCGUGUACAGCCCAUCUACGGAGGCUCCAAUGAGAUCAUGAAAGAGCUCAUCGCUCGCCCCAUCGUCAGCCAGAAGUGAGACAUUUGAAGGUUUCGUGGUGAAGGAACACCGUUCUGUGCAAUGUGGGGUAGUUUGCACUGAAGCGUUUCUUAGUUGGCACUUUGUCUGUUUUUAAAGUGUAAAUGUGAUCACAGACAGCCUUGAAUGUAGCUAAAUGACACAAUGGUGAAUUUUUCAUAUCAGUAGUGGGAUUGAGGCAAGACUUUUUUAAUUGAAGAAAAACAUAUUUUUCAUCUUACAAAUCAAAGUUUUUAACUUAAUGUUGGAGCAUGCUUUUCUAAUCCAAAACACUUUUUGUCAAAUUUAGUGAAUAUUUCCUUGUUGUCCACUAGAGGGACAGUAAAUCCACCACAUGGUGACAUAAGUAUUUACCCUUUUUUUUUGACAAGAAUACACUAAAAACUUUUCAUGUGAAACAGAUUUCUAUAAAUUAGUGUGCGUUGUAAGUAUUCAUCCCCUAAAUUCUGACUUCAAGUCAAUAGUUUUAGAUGCACUUUUAGCAGCAAUUACCGUGUUGUCUCAGUCAGCCUUGCACAUCUGGACACUGUAAUUUUACCCAAUUUUUCUUUGUAAAACAGCUCAAGCUCUGUCAGUUUUUCUAAGGGAUUGAUCAGUCCUUUCAAAUCCAGCCACAAAUUCUUAAUUAGAUUGAGAUCUGGGCUCUGUUUUGGCAACUCUGGAACAUUCAUCUUGACUUUAAACCUUUUUUGUCUGCGUGCUUCGAAUCAUUACCUUGCUACACAAACAAAUCAUCUCCCAAGCUGCAGUUCCCUUGAAGACUGCUUCAGGUUAUCUUCUUUGAGUUCCCUGUGCUUAACUUCAUUCAUUUUACUCUAUCAUUACAAGCCAUUACAGGGCCUGCUGCCGAGAAGGAUCCCCUCAUCGCAAUGCUGCCACCACCACGCUUCACAGUGGGGAUGGUAUGUUUACGAUGAUGUGCUGUGCAGUCCACCAAACUGGGUGCCUUCACUGGAAAAAAUGCCCUUCUCAAAACAAGAAAAAAAACUUAUUUCAAAGAACUUUUCCCUUGAAAUGAGUGAAAUAAUCUGCCAAUAGAACAAGUGAAAAAUGGCUUGGUAAGAUUUCUCAAAAUAAGAUAUGAUGUUUAGAACAUUGAGAUCUUAAAAUUAGCUGGGAAAACUUAUUUUAAGCUAUAUUUUACCAGGAUUGUCAAGCAUAGGUGUCUUAACCCUCCUGUUGUCCUCAUUUACGGCACCAAAAAAUAUUGUUCCAUUGUCUGAAAAAAAUCUAAAAAUUCAGCCAAAAAAUUCCCCAGAUUUAAAAAAAAAAAAAAAAAAAAAAAAGCUAAAUCGGCAGGAAGAAAAUUUCUUAAAAGUUUCCCUUACAAGUUUUAUUUAAAAAAUGAAUCCCCAAAUUUGGCAAGAAAUAAAAAAAUAUAUAUAAAAAUUGUAAAUGUUUUCAAAAAAUGCAUAAAAAUCUUGAUAAAAAAUCUAAAAUGAUUCCAUAUAUAUCAGUAAAACUUUGAAUAAUUUCUUCAAGAACAUUCAGGAAAAAAUCAAUCAAAAUUCAGCGAAUUUUGCUGGAUUUUGUUUGAUUUUUUUUCCCCCCCGAAUGUUCUUAAAGAAACUUUUUUUUUUUAACAUUUCAAAAAUUUAAAUAAUUUCCCAAAUAACUUUGAAAACAUAGAAGUUUUCACUGUGAAAAUAUGUUUUUCCACAUUUUCAAACUGUAAAACGGGUCAAUUUGACCCGCAGGACGGCACGAGGGUUAAACUUAUUUUGAGUUUUUUUUUUCUGUAAAAUUCAACUCAAAACAAGAUAAUUUCAAGAUUGCUUGACUUAACAAUGUAUUUAAGAUGCAUCGUCUUAAAACAAGUCCCUCCAUCUUGCUGAAAUGUCACUUGCUAAGUGAAUUUAUCCUAAAUGAAGUGGGAUGAGACAUUUUGACUAAAAAUAAGACAAAUAGACUUGGUAAGAUUUGGAGUUUUUGCAAUGUUGUCUGAUGGCCAACAUGCUCAGUUUUGGUCCCAUCAGACCCAAAAACCUUCUUCUCGUUGACUUCAAGGUCUUCCACAUGCCUUUUGGUGAACUUGAGAUGAGCUUUAUCCGCAGUCGCUAUAUCUUUGCCUCUUCACAAGCACAGUGCUGGUGAAGAACCUGGUGCACACUUGUUAAAUGCUUGUUAUAUGACCAAUCACAGACUCUGCAUAAAACUUUUACUUCAUUCAGUAGAUUUAGCAGUUUUACAGGUACAACCAGUGUUGGCAAACUUUAAAAAGCAAUUGCUGUUUACAUGACAUCACUAAGUGAGGUUAUUGACUUCAUGACUGUUUUCUCCUCUACAGUUUUUGCAUUGCCCUGUAGUUUUCAUUUGUAGCAGUCAAUCUAAAAUUGCACAGAUUCACUUGAAACCUAGCCUAGCCACGCUAGACAACCCACGGCAACGAAUUUAAUUCUCUGCCAGGGUGGGUCUAGUUACCCUCCAUAAGGCUCGAGGCUGGAUUCUCCUAAAACUGGCCGGACGAAUCACCAUGAAGUGUAAAGUCAGAAGGCGGGCGUAACUAAGUGACGACAGAGGCGCAACGAUUCUGACAGAAACAACCGGCGCACAAUAAACAGUUAUCUUUCGACUCGGCUUUGGCCACAGCCCUUCAAGAUUUGAAGCUAAAAUUCAACUUGAAAGAUAAACAAAGGGCGGCACUGAAGUGUUUCAUUGAGAAGAAAGACGUAUUUGGACUUAUGCUGACGGGAUAUGGCAAAUCCUUAAUAUACCAGUUGGCUCCGCUGGUUGGGAAGCUAAUGGGACUUAGCCACAAUCCGCCGGCGCUCUAGGAACUACGUCAGCCUAUUCGUUGCACUAAUUGCUUGUAUACCUACCCAAUUGCUGCAGAGUGAUUUGAAAGACAACCUUUUAGCCCGCCUCCCUCCCUGUCGAGCGGUCCUAGACCCUUGUGCCUUCAGAACAUGGGUCUAGCGCGGCUAGGCUACUUGAAACCAGUAGUAUUCAUUUGAACAUUGGCAUGUUGUCAACUUUUUUAAGUUGUCUUGGCAAACCUGUGAGCUUGCUUUUUUCAACUGUUAUUGAGCAUCAUUUGGAGUGAUGUCAAUUGAAUCUAACAUUCUCUCUAUGUACAUAACAUGAAGCACUGAUUUCUCAACAGUUUCUCAACAAAGCCAUUCUCAAAUAUACAACUUUUCUAAAAUCAUUACCUGAUUUUUUUUUUUUUAGUCUUGCAUUAGUAUUAAUCGUUGUAUUGUUUUAUUGUAUUGAGAGAUAGCAGAUUGCAUGUAAUGUACUGAAAGCUAUUAGUGACUGAAAUUGUCAUUAGCUGCUUAUGUGUCCACUUGAUCAAAUUAAUAUUCAAUAAUUUGUUUUACUGGCCAGUGUUAAUCAGAAUGAAUAAAAUAUUGAAACUGUAGUUUCUGCAUCCUUGAAUAAGAAUAAAAAAAAAUGUUCAGAGCCUCAAUUAAAGUUAUAUGACCUCA